AUGAUCAGCUUCACAAGAUGGACUACAGUGGAGGAGGUUGUUGAGAUUCCACCAGCUUUCCCAGAAUUCACCUACUCCCUUACUCCCAUAGAGAAGCUCCCAUCAGUUUUGGAUAACAAAGAGUACUUUACAGUCACAAAGAUCUCGGAUACUUUGCCAUUACGGCCAAGAUCCCAGCAAGUUGAUACCAUGAAAAGAACCGUGACACAUUCACCACAAAUUGUAAUAUUUGUUGGCACUCUUGUGAGGGGCUAUGCUGGUGCUGGAACCAUCUCAUUGUCUGGCGGCUCAUCAUGCAAGUGGUAUAUAAAUCCUGAUGUCCCUGAAGCAAAAAACCUUAUUGCCAGCAUGAAAAGCGUGCACCGACCAGUUGCACUCGCUCCACAGGUAAAAUACAGUGAGCCCAGAACUUCUAUUGCAGAACACAAAAAAGUAUCUGAUAUCAAGUAUCUUCACCCCUUCAAGAACAAGAAAGUAGAAUGGUUGGUUACAGUAAAGAUAAUGAAGAUUGAUAAGUCAUGGUGGUAUGAGUCGUGCAAGAAAUGUUUCAGGACAACUAGGCCUCAUGGCAACACCUACAAAUGCUCUAAUCCAACAUGUAGCACCAUUGGUGCGCCUAGCCCAAGGUACAAACUGGUCAUCAUUGCUGGGGACGAGACUGGUGACACUGAGUUUGUCAUGUUUGGACGCAUAGCGCAGCGUCUCAUAAAAAAGACAGUCGAUGCUCUCAUUGCCAAUAAUCCGCCUGGAUUUAUCCCUGACGAGAUCACUAAGCUAUUGGAAAAGGUUUUCACGUUCAAUGUUUGCUUCACAGAGAAUACAAUUUCUUCUGGCAAUGUCUCUUUCCAGGUCAAUACCAUUGUUGCGGAGAUUGACGAUGGGAAUCCUGUUCCACUAACGCCGGUUGGGUCACAGUCAUCGUCAGCUGUGCUCUCACACCAUGCAGGCAGCAGUGUAGAGUGCACACCAGAAAAGGACUCUGACUUCACUUUACCUUCACCAUCAGCCAGAUCACAGGCUACUCAUGCAUCAAGCACCACACCUUCUAAGACCGUGAUGCCUGACACUGGGCUACCAACUGCACCACGGAGCAGCACAAAAUCUGAUAAGAAUAAGGCAGUGCAGGACAAGGACAGCCGCCUUCCAAGUGAGGGCCCUGUUACAGUGUCACCAAUUGUACCAACUUAUUCAACGCCUGAAGCGCAGCAAAGCACAACUAAGAAAAGAAACCGUGCAUCACUCGAGAGAAAAACUGCAAGGAAGAUUAUUUUGGAUGAUGGUGGCAAGAAUGACAGUGGGGAUGAUUCCGCUGCUUCCCCUACUGGGCCUAGGUAUCUCCCACUCUCUGCUUAA
Molecule: messenger RNA, 1353 nt
Organism: Panicum hallii
Lineage: Eukaryota; Viridiplantae; Streptophyta; Magnoliopsida; Poales; Poaceae
Exons: 9
Coding region: 1-1353 (450 amino acids)
Biological process (GO): DNA repair; DNA recombination; DNA replication
Cellular component (GO): nucleus
Molecular function (GO): DNA binding
Source: RefSeq, a predicted model, not a curated record